Molecule: messenger RNA, 1139 nt
Organism: Humulus lupulus (European hop)
Lineage: Eukaryota; Viridiplantae; Streptophyta; Magnoliopsida; Rosales; Cannabaceae
Exons: 6
Coding region: 176-991 (271 amino acids)
Source: RefSeq, a predicted model, not a curated record
GAAAACCACGCAAUCACCCUCUUCCUUACCUCUUUUCUCCUUUUGGGACACGCAAUAACACCAAUCCCAACCCAACCCAACCCAAGCGGUCAUUCUUUCAUUCUUCUGAAAAAUAUCUCUUUUCACAUUGAUUUUCCUCUUCCGACCAACAUCCAUAACCGAAUUAACCACUGCCAUGGGCGGCCGCGAAGCUAUCGAGGUGGCCAAGACCGUCAUGGAGGUCGCCGACGUCGCAUGGACCGCCAUGGAAAGCUGCCACAAACACCGCCACCACCACGACCACGACGCUUCCGCCGAGCCCAUUCAACACGCUUCCUCCGAGGAAGAAUUGGAAUAUCUCCGAUCGGAGAACCAUCGCUUGAGGGGUUUGCUCCACCAGAAUCUAAAGCUUCUUCAGAAUCUCUCUGAGUCCCCUUCUAUGUUGAACGAUUGCCCUCCAGAUUUGUAUGCUCGAUUAGUAGCUACUGUGGAUUCUGAAAAGUUCUUGGCUCGUAUCAAAUCCCUCCAGCUCGCUUCUACCAAAGGAGAUGGUUAUGAUUUUCCUUUCAAGGUUGCCACAGAAAAUGAUUUGCAGGCAGCUGAAAUUCUUGUAAAUGUUGACCAGAAAGAACCAAGUUGGUGGGUUUGGGUGACAGAUGACAUGGUUCCAAGCAAUGUUGAGGAACGGAGUGGAAUUGACAACGACAGUUACAUAGUUGUUAGCGAGGAGCAUGUGGUGGAUGGCGUUGCAAACUUCAUCGCCAAGUGCAUUGUCUCGAACCCUAAGGCUCAGAAAAUGACACCAGAAGAGUUACAAAAGACUAUGACAGAAGCAUUAAGUGGUGUGAGCAAACUGAGGCAGAUGUUUGAAAUUUGGCAUGCUGGGAAGUUGUUUUAUGCCUUGGCCACCUGGGGACUUGCGCUGACUGGGCUGUAUCAGACUCGUGCUGUGUUGAAAAUUGCUGCAAUGGGUGUUCAUACAACAAGCAAAGUAGUUAUGAGGGCUCUCUGAAGAUGACUGUGAACUACUGUAAAUUGAAUUAUAUUUUCAUUGAUGUAAAUUGGGUUCCAAUAGACCAAACUCCAAUCAAUUCUUAUGUUCUGCUUCCAAGUGAUGUAAAUAAUUGUAAACAAAUGUGUUUAUGGUACUUAUUAUUAUU